Molecule: messenger RNA, 485 nt
Organism: Cooperia oncophora
Lineage: Eukaryota; Metazoa; Nematoda; Chromadorea; Rhabditida; Trichostrongylidae
Source: the annotation of a GenBank genome assembly
GUCAAUCAACGUUUAGCACUGUAUUCAUACCAAUUGGACAGCGUUCCUCGACCCCUGGAAGAUGUGGUCUUCAGUACCACAAACGAUUGAUAGAGUUGUACAAUGAAAUGGCAAGCAGAACUCGACAAACCAAGCAGUAUAUUACUCUAAACAACACACUCGUGGAUGUGAAUAAUUUCCUUCAAAAGGAAUUUGAAAUGCUGACGAAGAUUGAAGAAAUCCUCCCACAAGCCAAACAGGAGGCCUACCGGGACUCGUUCAUCGACGCUCUGAACACCAUGAAUCAAGCAGUUGAAGGGGUCUAUAAAAAGCUGAUACAAAACGAGAUGAAUGAGGAAAGGCGAGAAUUCAACCGAUUAGUGGAACUGAUGAAAGUGGAGUGUGAACGUAAUCAGAAGUUGAGAAGGAUGUAUGCACAGUUGGAAAGGGAAGAAGCUGCUAAGCAAAGGGCAGAAGCUGCUCAGCAAAUCGCACCCCAGUCAUGA